This is a messenger RNA of Amphiprion ocellaris (clown anemonefish), 2321 nucleotides long. RefSeq names its product zinc finger protein ZFP2-like. NCBI's taxonomy places the organism in Eukaryota, Metazoa, Chordata, Actinopteri, Pomacentridae. Gene Ontology annotation, biological process: regulation of transcription by RNA polymerase II. The record is from RefSeq and is a predicted model, not a curated record. Gene Ontology annotation, molecular function: RNA polymerase II cis-regulatory region sequence-specific DNA binding; DNA-binding transcription factor activity. The transcript is spliced from 3 exons. The coding region runs from base 110 to 2170 and encodes 686 amino acids.
CGUUGCUAACGUUAGCUCAUUGAAACCGUUUCUAACGUGUACUGAUGUGUGGAAGUUUUUACAGACAGUUGUUCUGUCUUAUCUCAGGUUAAUAUUUUAUCACUUAAAGAUGAGUUCAGUCCAGAAUCUGAGAGAGUUGAUCAACGAGCGACUAACUGCUGCUGCUGAAGAAAUAUUCACAGAGUUUGAGAAAACCAUCGUCCAGUACGAGGAGGAGAUCGAUCGUCAGCGCAGACUGCUGGAUAACAUGUGGAAACCUGAGAUAAAGUUACACACAACAGAACUUGUACAGCAACAUGUCCAGGAGGAGAAUGUUUUUGCUGAGCAGAAUCUCUGCAACCAGGAGAGGAACUCCAGUCUGGACCAGGAGGAUCCAGAGCCUCCACAGAUGAAAGAGGAUCAGGAUCAGGAGAAACUCUACACCAGUCAGGAGGGAGAGCAGCUUGCACUGAUGCAAGAGACUGAUACACUGGUUCAGAGCAAAUCCAAAUGUGAAGAAAUAUCCAGAGAAAUAUUUGGACUUUCUGAUAAACCACUUGGCCAGUUGGAUGAAGACAUCGAUUAUCAGCACAGGGUGCUGGAUAUCAUCCGGAAACCACAAAUAAUAUUACACAGAAUUGACCACCUGCAUCAAGAUGUCUGUAAAGAGGGGGAUGGUCUCACUAAUCAGCAGCUCUGUAACGAGGACAAGGACUUUAGUCUGGACCAGGAGGGCCCAAACCCUUCACAGAUGAAAGAGGAACAGGAGGCAUUCUGCACCAGCCUGGGCCAGGAGGCCCCACAGCCUCUACAGAUUAAUGAGAAACAGAAGGAACUCUGCACCAGUCAGCAGGGAGAGCAGAUUAUAGAGAAGCAAGCUACUGGUACAAUUCUAUUGACUUCAACUGAGAAGGACAGUGACCAGAAUGAACUAGAAACAAACAGUGACCAGCUUCUCUCUUCCAAUUCACCAGUAGCUGAGAGCCCACAUCAGGAAGGAAGUAAGCAUGUAGACUCAGGGUCAACUAGAAAUGCAGCGCUGAAGCCAAAGAAGAGUCAUAACAGAAAGAGUAGUCACAGUAGCAAUGCAGACAAAAGUUCAGCAUCAGGAAAUCACCAUGAUACUGACACAAGUAGAAAGUCUUUAAAAUAUGAUAUUUGUGGAAACACCUUUAAGAAUAAGUACCAAAUGAAGAAACAUCACCAAAUCCACAAAGGCAUAAAACCACUUGCCUGCAAAGCAUGUGAAGAAAAUUUUAAUUUACGGUCUGAGCUGAAAGUCCAUAUGGUCAUUCACAAAGAUGAGAAACGGUAUUCUUGUGAAACAUGUGGGAAGAGUUUCAGUGAAAGUAGGUAUCUGGCUGCCCAUAUGAGAACUCACACAGGUGAGAAGCCACAUUCUUGUAAAACCUGUGGAAAAUGUUUCACUCAGCGUCAUGGUUUGGUGGCUCACAUGAGAACACACACAGGUGAGAAACCAUAUUCUUGUGAAACAUGUGGGAAACGUUUCAGUAAAAGUAGUGUUCUGACUGUCCACAGGAGAACUCACACAGAUGAGAGGCCAUAUUCUUGUGAAACAUGUGGGAAACGUUAUAGGAAAAGUAGUAGUCUGACUGUCCACAUGAGAACUCACACAGGUGAGAAACCGUAUUCUUGUGAAACAUGUGGGAAAAGUUUCAGUAAAAAUAGUGUCCUGACUGUCCACAUGAAAACUCACACAGGUGAGAGGCCGUACUCUUGCAAAACAUGUGGCAACAGUUUCAUUUUAAGUAAUCAUCUGACUGUCCACAUGAAAACUCACACAGGUGAGAAACCGUAUUCUUGUGAGACAUGCGGCAAAUGUUUCACAAACACCAGUAAUCUGACUGAGCACAAGAGAACACACACAGGUGAGAAACCACAUUCUUGUGAAAACUGUGGAAAAAGUUUCACUCAACGUAGUGGUUUGUUGUCCCACAUGAAAAUACACACAGGGGAGAAACCGUUUUCUUGUGAAAAAUGUGGAAAAAGUUUCAGUGACCGUACAUAUCUGACUGUCCACAUGAUAACUCAAACAGGUGAGAAGCCUUAUUCUUGUAAAACCUGCAGGAAAAGUUACAGUCAAAGCAGUCAUCUGAUUGUCCACAUGAGAACUCACACAGGUGAGAGGCCGUAUUCUUGCAAUGUGCAGAAAAAGUUUCCCUCAACAUAAUGAUUUGUUGUCCCACAGGAGAACACACACUGGUGAAAAGCCAUAUUUUUGUGAAAGGUGUGGGAAAACUUUCAGUGAACAUGGUAAUCUGACUGCCCACAUGAGAACUCACACAGGUGAGAGGCCAUAUUCUUGUAAAACCUGCGCAAAA